UUUCACGAAGCAAAACCAGUAUACGUUUAUAGCGUUUUAUGAUUCCCGCUUACAUAGGGCAGGGCCUAACUUUCUUUUUCUAUUACAUUGUGCCGUUAGCGCUAAAUCCCACUGGGUUUAUUAGAAACGUUUUUCUGCUUUUUAUUUCCAGUGUGCUUUGUGUCAUCCGCCUAUGAGAAAGUUCUGCUACGAAGCCCUGUUUGCUUCAGAGCUCGUCAGUCAGUCGACGAGACUACACGGAUGCUGAAGUCUACUAAAAGUAACCAGUAAGUUCCUGUGGAAUUUAGAGGAAAAAAGAGAUAUCAUAUUCAUGCAGUUGGAAAGAGAUAAAUACCUGGCGUGAUAAUGUAUGUGUGAUCUCAUUCAUCCUACAACAGUGUCAUUUACUACUGAGAGAAGCGAAGUUUUAUUAAUAAGUCUAUAGCGAUCCAGCGUGUGGUGUCUCCGCGCUCUACAGUGAGGCGGAGUGUUGAGAGCCGAGUAUCAUUGGAUCAAUAUACAGGAAUAAUAGUUUCUUUGCCAAGCUAAGGUGAGCCCGAUGGAAAACGCUUUCAUUUGGAUUACACUGUCGACAAUACCUAAUACCUAUUAUUCAAUAAACAACUCUAGCUAAAUGUGCUCAUAUGGAGAACGUUUGUUUCAAAGCUUUCAAUGGUUUCGUAAAUCGGAAACAUGGAAUUACACAGACUUCUCUGUAGAUACUAUAUUCUAUUCUUCUGGAUUAUUCUCGACUGCUCACUUUCAAUAGGUUUAAGCCGAAAAAAAGCGUCGUUCAAAAAAGCUGCCGGCCGAACAGUGCGUCGUCAGGCAAUCACAGAGUUUGUCCCAGUAGGGCGGAGAAAUAUAACGGUCCAUAAAGGGGAGACGGUUGUCCUUAAGUGUACCAUCAAAAAUCUGGGGCCAAGAGAGGUUGUAUGGCGGAAGGUGUCAGAGGACUUUCCCCUUUCCAUAGGAACUCAUAUGUAUGCUCCAGUCGAUGAGAUGUCCGUAGAUUUUAAACGUGCAGGCAAAUAUAGAACGCGCUGGGAUCUGAUCAUUAAACGUACAAAACCAAGUCAUUCGGGCAAAUACGAGUGUCAGAUAGUUUCAAAAGAAUUAAAGACAUAUCACAUUAAUCUGGUGGUUUUAUCUACUGAAAAGCCAAUAGUGACAGGAGAAGAAAGAUCUUCUUUUGAGGAGCCUCCUAAUAGAGCAGCUAUAGAGAUAACCGGUGCCGUCUUUAUCAAUAUAUACCAGAAGCUGAACUUGACAUGUAAUGCCACGGGCAUGACAAGGGCGCCGGCGGCGGUCGAUUGGUUCCAUGACGGUCACAUAAUCAACUCAAGCGAUAAAAAAUAUGCCAACCGACUGAUGAUAUUGAACAAGGUCCCCGAGGUUCCCGGGAGGUCACUCAUUAGCACACUUAUCAUAGAACGCUGCACGGAUGCCGACAAGGGCAGUUAUGUGUGUCGCAGCUCGGACCUGGACACAACCAGUAAAACCGUACAUAUUUUAAGCGCAGUGGAAAAGAAUGUAGCAAAGCGUAAUGAUGAUAAAAAGGAUUUGGAGAAAGAUCCCGUAUUGCAGCAAACUAGAGCGAGAGGGAACAGCGGCACGCGCCAAUUACAUUCUACUUCUGUUUUCUUAGUGACAUUAUUAAUAAGUGUUAUAUCGGCUAUUACGUGACAGAUAAGAUCAUUUGAUAGAAUCCCACGCGCAUUAGAUUUAACGCGGGAAAUAACCUUGGAUUUUAGCGACAAAUUCUGAUACAACUGUGCCUUAACGACAUCAAAUCCACGAAUCUGCCUGUUUUUAUGAUGUAACGACAAGCUGUUGGUGUGACGUCACCAAUGAACAGGCAUGUUAGGACGGACCUGGAACGGACCGCGGACUGAAGUUGUGUUAUUGUUGCUAUGGACAACGCAAGUGAUACAACUUACACUGUAGUUUGACAUGUACAUCGUAUAUGUUCUUUGCAACAUCACCUCCAACAAACUGCUAGGUCAAAGAAAUUUUCGUCAAUACCUGUAUAUAGUGUAAUAUAAAAUUGUAUAGAAAUCUUCUGUCUGUGGAGAAACAUGGAGGAUGUAGAUAUGUGGUAGACAAGACAUACUUGGUAAAGAUGUACAUUUGUAUAUAGUUAUAUUUAUUUACGUUAAAUAUAUAUAUAUAAAUAUUAUAUAUAUACGAGUGAAAUCCACGACACAGUAUGUGUACGUACCAAUUAAAGUGUCUAUAGACCACAGAUAUGACGUCAUAGAUCACAGUGAUAAAUUUAAGAUCACAUAACGUGAUAGAUCACAGAUAUAAAGCGAGAGAUCACAGAUGAAACGUUAUACGUCACAGAUAUAACGUUAUACGUCACAAAUAUGACAUAAUGUAUCACAGAUGUGACGUGAUAUAUCACAGAUAUGACGUUAUAGAUCACAGAUAUGACGUUAUAGAUCACAGAUGUGACGUAAUGUAUCACAGAUAUGACGUUAUAGAUCACAGAUAUGACGUUAUAGAUCACAGAUGUGACGUUACAGAUCACAAAUAUGACAUAAUGUAUCACAGACGUAAUGUAAUAUGCUACAGAUACAACGUUUCAACGUUUUAAUAGAACAAAGAAAGGAAUCGUUUAAAUCCAUACAACAAAAAUAAAGAAAGAAAGAAAUCAAUAACCAAGAAAUGAUUUCUGAACUAUUUACUCAAGCAUGGAUUAGUGAAGUACAAUACAGAAUCUAUCUACGAAUUUGGCCGACGAUUUAUAUAUUUUAUAAGAAAACAAAAUCUGUCGAUUUUAUACAUUUAGAGUUUGAAACAUCUAAAUCACAAGCAUCGCUACUGAAGAACUGGGCCUCAGGCGGUGAAUUAAGUGUUCUGUGGUUUAUAGCAUCGAUAUUAUAGUGACAUUUUGUGAUAGAUUUAGGAACAAUCCUGUAAAAAUCCUUGCCCAUCACCUGUACAGAUGUCGUCGUCAAAUGUACAGAUGUCGUCAUCAUAUGUACCGAUGUCGUCGUCACCUGUACCGAUGUUGUCGUCACCUGUACCGAUGUUGUCGUCACCUGUACAGAUGUCGUCAUCAUAUGUACCGAUGUCGUCGUCACCUGUACAGAUGUCGUCAUCAUAUGUACCGAUGUCGUCGUCACCUGUACAGAUGUCGUCAUCAUAUGUACCGAUGUCGUCGUCACCUGUGCCGAUGUCGUCAUCACCUUUACCGGUGUCGUCAUCACCUGUACAGAUGUCGUCAUCAUAUGUACCGAUGUCGUCGUCACCUGUACAGAUGUCGUCAUCAUAUGUACCGAUGUCGUCACCUGGACCGAUGUCGUCAUUACCUGUACGGAUAUCGUCAUCACCUUUACCGAUGUCGUCAUCACCUGUACAGAUGUCGUCAUCAUAUAACCGAUGUCGUCGUCACCUGUACAGAUGUCGGCAUCACCCGUACCGAUGUCGUCACCAGGGUCAGACGAUGUUAGGUUGGAAACAUUUAUACUCGUUCGCGUACAUUUAUGGUUUUAAUACUUAUACAAUAAAAUGUACAGACCUGAUAUCAGAGCAGUAUCAUGCGACGUGUCACUGAGUGCGCGACGUGUCACUGGGUGCGACGUGUCAGUGAGUGCGCGACGUGUCACUGAGUGCGACGUGUUACUGAGUGCGACGUGUCAAUGAGUGCGCGACGUGUUGCUGAGUGCAACGUGUCACUGAGUGCGCGACGUGUCACUGAGUGUGACGUGUCACUGAGUACGAUGCAGACAUAAUCAUUGUUAUAAAUCUACGAUUCCAUUCCAAAUCCUAUCUUACAACGACGGGUUUAUUUAUGUUACUUGCUGUCUUUAAAACGCUGGAUAAGGAUGGUCAAAUCUAUUUAGGUCAUCGGUCCCCUCUCUGACAGUAGUAAACUUCCUGGUUGUGAAUAAAGGUACUCCAGCACCAAAAGAUUUAACUGUCUCCAGAGGAGGAGACAAGUAACUCCGAAUCACUCAGUAUACAUUUUCAAAAAUGGCAGGUAUAGCGUCUACAUCAGUAAUAUGUUGCAAUACAUACUACGGACCUUCACAGAAUCUCCUUCGUAAAUCUUUGAAUUAAUCCAUUCGUUGUACAAAUAUUUAAUUAAUUCGUGCAAAUAUGUGCGUACUCGUUUCAUAUAGAAACUUCAUUUUUGUUUGUAAGAGUUCGGAUAUUUACAUCAUCAUUAAAGAAGAUGACGUCAUUUUAUUGUUUUCCCUGUUAGAUGAAUGUGUGUAGUACAAUGUUAUUUACGUCACUGAAGAAGCAUUCCAUGUCGACAGCAGUAUCCGAAUUUAGAAGUUUGUAAGAAAGGUAAAUAGUUAUGUGUAUGAGUUAUAGGUAGUUGUUUUGAAUGUGUUUGGAGAAUGUAAUCAGGAGUAUGUGAGGAAUAUCAAACUGGAUAGUGUUAUGAUCUGUGUUACUGUACGUAACACAUAUUAAAUAUUGUUUUACCAUGUCCAAUAGCGUGUCUUUGUGACAAAUUCUUAAAUUAUCUUAGUCAAUUUCUUGCUCACAGAAAACGAACCUUCAGAAAGUAAAACCCGUUAUAUCUUAUUUUUUACGGCUAGUUACUACGUCAUAAAACUUCGUUUUCAAGAUAGUGUCAUGUAUUCCUUUUUACGAUACAGAUUUCAAUUAAUUUCUUUUCGCCAAUGUUGCUGCACUUUCGUCUAGUUGCAUUUAAAUGCAACAGUACAAGAGCGGAAACACAACAAGUGUUUAGGAUAUUUGGCGUGUAUUUAUACCAAAAUGUAUCAUUGUGUAGAAAACAGAAGCCGGUGUAAAUUGUAAAAAUUGCUAAACAAAUUUGCUUUUUGUUUCUUUGUGCACAGAAAAUAUAAUUACCAGCGGUGCAAAUUUACGAUUGCUACGCGAAAAUUUCUCUCUCGCAUUUUAAAGCAAACUCGUGUAUAUUUGUUGGCUUUAACUAAGUAAUUCUCAUAUAGUAAAAAUAUUCAUGGUAUGUAUUUUUCAAAUUAUUAUUUUCUGUCUGCGGGUUUUCGACAAUGAACGACUUGGCACACGACUUGUAUCGACUUGUAAUGCUGUAACGUAGCCCUUCGCAACACACAUCGUUUUGCUUACAUUCAUAGUCUCUAUAUAGUAACAUUAAAAGAUCAGUCUACUGUACAAAUGUUUGAUUUUUAACGUUCUAUAGAUAUCAAUCUGAUUAAAAAUAGGAAAGAUAACAAAUCCGCUGAUUCUGUUAAACACUGAAAUAAUAAUGUAAUAUCUCAAAUGUUUAUUUACAUAUAUGCAAAAAAAAAAGAAGAAAUCUUUAUACCAUAUGUAAUGUGUCAAAUAAUCUUUAACACUGAAAUAAAUAUCAACAUAUUAACGAGUAGAUUUUAAUGUAAAUAUUUUUUUUUCACAUUUUGAAUCAGUCUAAAUAUAUUUACAUAACAUCAAUGCACCUAAAUAUAUAACAACAUUUUUCGUGGUUCAUUCAUUGUAAAUAUAUACAGAAUUCGACAUGAAAACAACAAGUUUCAUUUAAAUGAUUUCAAUUGCCUAAUGAAUCGUUCGUCUUGACCAUCUCUCUUAGUCCCUCGAUUUGCAUGAACGUUGAUCAAUAAACUAUCAUUUGAUGCGAUUUUAAUCUCAUCAAGCUUUACUUUAAGCGAUGGUCGCAUCGUUAUCUAAAAGUUAUCAUGUAUCACGGGAUCGCAUUAGUCUGUCGGUGUAUAUUUAAUUUAAGUCUUGGUAUUAUCAGUAUAAAUUGAUCCAUCGAUAUGACAUUGUUUCUCAUUUUCACUAAAUCAUCACAUGAGUCAGAUGUUGUGUUUCUUACAUGAUAUUUACAUCACCUAAGUGGUGACGUCACUGUUUGUAAUAGCAUGACAUGAUGACGUCAUUGCCGAACGGUUGGAUUGUGUGACGCUACAAUCCUGUUGUAUACGCAUGUGGCAAUGAUAUCGUUCAUCAUUGUCAUAUAAUAUUACUUCGCAUUUAUUUUAUUUGUUUAAAUCAAAGAGUUAUUUAUUGUUUAUUGUGAAAAAUAAAGAGCAAGUGUUGACAUUA
This is a messenger RNA of Ylistrum balloti, 5991 nucleotides long. RefSeq names its product fibroblast growth factor receptor-like 1. The transcript is spliced from 9 exons. Gene Ontology annotation, cellular component: neuron projection membrane. Gene Ontology annotation, biological process: synapse organization. The record is from RefSeq and is a predicted model, not a curated record. NCBI's taxonomy places the organism in Eukaryota, Metazoa, Mollusca, Bivalvia, Pectinida, Pectinidae. The coding region runs from base 673 to 1665 and encodes 330 amino acids.